AAGUGUCGUUGCAGAAACCAUAGCUCUUUAUAGAGAUGUUGCCCAGGGCAAGGCGGAGGGGCCUCAGGUGGCGGCGGGAACCGGGUUCAGCCACCGCCCCCUCCCGCGGCCCGGUCGCGCUUCCGCCCGCGUCAGCUGACUGCCGCGAGGAAGCGGCGGCGCGAGCCCCGGCCCAGCCCCGAGCCGCCGCCGUCUGCGGAGCACCGUCCCGACCCCCCUCCGCCAUGGCAGGGCUAGUAGUGAGCGGAGCCCAAGUGUCCUACAUUAGUCAAGACUGUGAAGAAAUUCCUGAAUUCCUGGGAAGAAAAUAUGGACAUAUGGCAAAAAGACUAGAUCUUAGCUUCAACUUGUUAAGGUCACUAGAAGGACUGAAAACAUUCACUUACUUGGAAGAGCUGAUCUUGGACAACAAUCUACUCGGAAAUGACCUUCUGCUACCCAGGUUACCCCACCUCCACACCUUAACGCUCAACAAGAAUCAAAUAUCAGAAUUAGAAAGCCUUUUGGAUCAUUUGGCUGAAGUUGUGCCCUCACUGCAGUAUCUCAGUUUGCUUGGAAAUGUGGCCUGCCCAAAUGAAUUGGUCUGCAAAGAAAAGGAUGAAGAUGACUACCAGAGGUACAGGUACUUUGUUCUGCACAAAUUGAAAAACCUGAAAUUUCUUGAUACUCGGCAAGUAACCAGGAAGGAGAGAGAGGAAGCUCUGGUUAGAGGUGCAUUCAUGAAAGUGGUUAAACCCAAGGAUGCUAAGGCCUCCAGCGAUGCUGCCUCAAUCUCUCCAGAGAUGAGCUAUACACCUCUACCUUCAGGAUCCAGAGACCUCACCAAUCACAGAGGCAUCUUGGGAAAAUGUCGCUACAUUUACUAUGGAAAACAUUCCGAAGGCAACAGAUUCAUCCGAGACGACCAGCUAUAAAACACUGCAUUCUUUCAUGCUACUUCAGUCCCUCCACACGAGAAGCACAAAUUGAAUCUAAAUUUUAAGCCUGUAACUAAAGUCCUCUAGUGCCUUCUGCUGACUUUGCCAGGCCUGUCAAGAUCAUCCUUCCAUCUCAGUCUGAGUAGUCACAUAGAGAUUGACAUGAUUGCCUUUAAGCAGGUCCCAUCCACCAGCGUGACAGACAGCUGUGGCAGAGCACCCAGCCUGACAGGAGGAGCGCAUGAUGGAUUGCCCGGUCCAGCUGCUACACGCAGGAGAGACGGGGUCACACCUGGGCCUUCACUGAGCAUGCUCCAUUGGCUGGCGCCACACAAAAGCAGCAUGUUUAUCUCCCCCUCGCCUGUUGAGUGAGAGUGCUGGUGAUAUCAAAGUGUUUAUAAAAGAGUAGGGCUGUAAUUUCAGAUGAAAAAGCCCCUUAUCUGCUCUAAGUUUUUUUUUUUUUUUUUCUUGUGAAUUAAGUGCUUUUGUUUCUAUCAUCUCCUAUAUGCUCAUACAAAUCCUCUUCACAGGGUAUUCUUGGUUUUUCCACAAAUGAACCUGUAUGGAUUACUCUUUUUUUCAGCAUGAAAAGAUAUAUCCAGAAAAUAUUUCAUCAGUGAACAAUCAAUUUGUAUUUUUGCUUAUAAGGGAAGGAAAAAGAUUUGAGCAGUUUUACAGACGAACAAAAUUUUCUAGUUAUUAAAUAACAUCUCGAAUUUGUUUACCUUGAUCUUCAGAAGAGGGGUCAUUUUUAAUACUGCAAUAGUAGCAUAGGUUCUCUCUGUAGUUGGAAAGGCACUCAAUUAUAAUAUUGACAGUGUAUAUUAUUCCUGGUUUAUUAUGCAAUAUAUAUUUUAGUUGUGUAGAGAGUGCAUUUAGAAUUAAGCACUUAAAUUUGGAAGGAAAAAGGGCUUAAAAAGUGGGAUGUAAAAUAAAAUUGCCACCAGAUGGAUAUGAUUACUCAGCAGGGAAAAAUGUCAAUAAAAUUAACUGGCGGAAUUAACAUAAUUAACAGCUUUACUAAUAUGUUCUGGAGAAAAGUUCAGUUUAAUCCCAUUUGGAGUGUACAUAAGAAAGGCUACUGUGAAGUUUUCAGUGAAAAACCAACAAUGCAUAGCCUAUUUCUUGAUUCUCUGAGAAACGGAUUGAGAUACUUGGAAUCAUGAACAUCUUUCUGUGAAAAAUGAUCCUGAUAAUUAACAAAUAUAUCAUGUUCAGUGCUACUAGUUACAGUGUGGUUGGCACAGGAAUAUGCAAAAAUACUGUUCUCUGGACUGUUCACAAUGCAUGCAUAUUGUUCCUGGCUGAGUGUCACCACUCUCUGGCUGUGUUUGGCUUGUAUGUAAUUAGAUGGUGCUCUUAAUUUACUUUCCUUAAGGAUAAAUGUUAAUUUUUAGAAGUUGUCCACUGUUUUUGUGCGGAGAAGUGAACUGGAUGUUUAAGCCAAUCACAAAAUUUGAUCUGUGUAAAAUAGUGAGACUGAUGGAGUGACAGAGGAAAGUUUGCUGCUGCUGAGGGUUUGAGGCCUUGCACAGUAACUGGAAGACUUCAUUUACUCAAGAAGUCUGUAAUAAAUCAAGCAGAUACUUAAAAUCAGUGAUGAACAAUAUAGAGUGAUCUAGUUCAUACCACUUGCUACACAAACUGGUGUUUGUAAAGUAGGCUUUGGUCACUUGUAAUGAGUCUGAUAAUGUCCUGCACAGUUACAAUAGUUACAAUGUCCUGCAAGUUAUCCUGGGAGAUACUAGAGAAAGGAAAACUACAGGCCCAUUUUUUUUUCUUUUUUUUUUCUUUUUUUCCCUCAGAAAUAGUUCUUAAAAGUAUUUAUGGCACUUGUCUUCUCUCUUGGCUACUGAAAUAACAGCAGUUCUUGUUUGUUCAUAUUAUAUUGUUCUUUUUGAAGCCUACACGUGUUUUGGCCAUGGCAUAUUAUAAGCAGCAGGUUCUGAAUACGGGUGUUUAGAAUAACCUAAUGUCACUUUCAGUCUGGUUGCAUAUAUGUUCUUGUCUUUAUAAAAGGCUUUAACCCUGCCUCAAACAAUAAACAGCACUUGCAAACUGA
Messenger RNA from Tympanuchus pallidicinctus (lesser prairie-chicken), 2979 nucleotides. It is a transcript of the gene LRMDA, whose product is annotated as leucine rich melanocyte differentiation associated. Lineage: Eukaryota; Metazoa; Chordata; Aves; Galliformes; Phasianidae. Gene Ontology annotation, biological process: melanocyte differentiation. The coding region runs from base 36 to 914 and encodes 292 amino acids. Gene Ontology annotation, molecular function: protein binding. The record is from RefSeq and is a predicted model, not a curated record. The transcript has 7 exons.